AUGGCGGGGCUGGAGCUGCUGUCGGAGCAGGGCUACCGCGUGGACGGGCGGCGCGCCGGCGAGCUCCGGCAGAUCCGCGCCCGCAUGGGCGUCUUCGCGCAGGCCGACGGCUCCGCCUACCUGGAGCAGGGCAACACCAAGGCGCUGGCCGUCGUCUACGGGCCCCACGAGACGCGCGGCUCCCGGGGCAAGGCGCCGCCGGACCAGGCGCUGGUCAACUGCCAGUUCAGCAUGGCCACCUUCAGCACGGGCGAGCGCAAGCGGCGGCCCCACGGCGACCGCAAGUCCAGCGAGAUGACGCUGCACCUGAAGCAGACCUUCGAGGCCGCCAUCCUCACGCAGCUCUUCCCGCGCUCCCAGAUCGACGUCUACGUGCAGAUCUUGCAGGCGGACGGCGGGAACUACUGCGCCUCGGUGAACGCCGCCACCCUCGCGGUGAUCGACGCCGGAAUCCCGCUGCGCGACUACGUCUGCGCCAGCUCCGCGGGCUUCGUGGAGGACAGCCCGCUGGCCGACCUGAACUACAUCGAGGAGGCGGCCGGGGGCCCGCAGCUGGCGCUGGCGCUGCUGCCCAAGGCCGACCAGAUCGCCCUGGUGGAGAUGAACGGCCGGCUGCACGAGGACCACCUGGAGCGCCUCACCGAAGCCGCCAGCAAGGCCUGCCGGGACGUCCACGCCGUGCUGGACCGGGUGGUGCGGGAGCACCUGCGCGAAGGGGCGGCUCUCCCGGGGAACUGAACCCGAGGGGCUCCCUUGGACUGCGGCCCGCGCCGCCGCCUUUACU
Messenger RNA from Protobothrops mucrosquamatus (brown spotted pit viper), 784 nucleotides. It is a transcript of the gene EXOSC4, whose product is annotated as exosome component 4. Bases 1 to 738 code for a protein of 245 amino acids. Gene Ontology annotation, cellular component: nucleolus; nuclear exosome (RNase complex); cytoplasmic exosome (RNase complex). The transcript is spliced from 3 exons. Gene Ontology annotation, biological process: nuclear mRNA surveillance; poly(A)-dependent snoRNA 3'-end processing; rRNA catabolic process. The record is from RefSeq and is a predicted model, not a curated record. Lineage: Eukaryota; Metazoa; Chordata; Lepidosauria; Squamata; Viperidae.